CGGAGCGGUGCGAGCCUGCCCGGCGGAGCCGGGACGCCGGCGCUGCCGGUAGGGGCGGGCGUUUGGGAGUCGGUGCCCGAGGCGCCGCGUCCCGCCGAGCCGCCCGUCUGAGAGGACUACGCCAGCUGCAUGGGAGGAGAUGAGCGUGGCGGGGAAGCAGCCUCCUCCAGCACCGCUCGAGCGCCCCGGCAGCCUGCUCGUCCCCACCUGGACUAAAACUGGUAUUGCAUUGUCGUAUGAUGAAGUAUCCGAAAAUGCUUAUGACAUCCGACUGAAGCUUACAAAAGAGGUAUUAACAAUUCAAAAACAAGAUGUCAUCUGUGUUAGUGGAAGUGAUCACAGUGCAAAUCACAGAACUGUUACACUUCGUAGACAACCGGUUGGUGGCUUGGGCUUAAGCAUAAAGGGUGGUGCUGAGCACAAAGUGCCUGUCGUCAUAUCAAAAAUAUUUAAAGACCAAGCAGCUGACCAAACAGGAAUGUUAUUUAUAGGAGAUGCAAUAAUACAGGUUAAUGGUAUAAAUGUAGAAAGUGCUACCCAUGAAGAAGUGGUACACCUACUGCGAAAUGCUGGCGAUGAAGUUACCAUCACUGUUCAGUACCUCAGGGAAGCUCCAUCAUUUUUAAAGCUCCCAUUAGGUUCCCCUGGACCAUCCAGUGAUCACAGCAGUGGGGCUUCAUCACCUCUCUUUGACAGUGGCUUACACUUAAAUGGAAACUCAACUAACACUGCUCCAUCAUCACCUUCUUCACCCAUAGCUAAUGAACCAAAAUACGAGAAGCGCUGGCUAGACACCUUAUCAGUUCCUCUGUCAAUGGCUCGAAUCUCGAGAUACAAAGCUGGAACAGAUAAAUUAAGAUCUAAUGCAUUUGAAGUACUGGCACUCGAUGGAAUUAGUACUGGGAUACUUCAGUUUUAUACAGCCCAGGAGAGUGCUGACUGGCUGAGAGCAAUAUCAACUAACAUCAGUGAUUUGACACUUCAAAAUAUGAAAAUGGCAAAUAAAUGCUGUUCUCCCUCAGACCAGGUCAUACAUAUGGGAUGGGUAAAUGAGAGACUUGAAGGAACUGAUUCCUCUCAGCUCUACAAAUUCAAGUUUCUGGCACUGAAGGGUUCAUCCUUCUACAUUUUCAGCACUCCACCGGUAAGCACACUAGACUGGGUACGAGCUGAAAAAAUCUAUAACCUCUGUGAGGUUCUAUUUAAAAUUCACAAGCUCUGGCUUGCUGAUGAUUGCUGGCUACAAGCAAACUUGUAUUUAGGUAUUCAUCAGGACUUUGAUCUUGAAGACCAGAGGCCAUAUUGUUUCAGUGUUAUGGUUGGACACGGCAAGAGUCAUUAUUUCAAUGUAGAGCUGGGCAGCGAGUUGGCAGUGUGGGAGAAAUCAUUUCAAAGAGCUAUUUUCUUGGAAGUUCAAAGAACAGGGUCUAAAACAUAUAUGUGCAGUUGGCAAGGGGAUACCCUGUGUUUCACAGUUGACUUUGCUCUGGGAUUUACCUGUUUUGACAGUAAAACAAAGAACGUGCUGUGGAGGUUUAAAUUCUCUCAGCUCAAAGGCUCUUCAGAUGAUGGGAAAACAAGAGUAAAGCUGCUUUUUCAGAAUCUAGACACCAAACAAAUUGAGACAAAGGAACUGGAAUUUCAGGAUCUGACAGCAGUUUUACACUGUAUUCACUCCUUUAUAGCAGCAAAAGUGGCAUCUGUGGAUCCAGUAUUCAUAGACAGUCAGAGUAUUGCAAGAAAAUAUAUGUACAGUAACUGAUACCAGAUUAUAUGUCAUGACUAUGGAAAAUAAAUUAUUUUCUUAAAGAAAGUA
Messenger RNA from Aquila chrysaetos chrysaetos, 1816 nucleotides. RefSeq names its product syntrophin gamma 2 (gene SNTG2). The transcript is spliced from 17 exons. The coding region runs from base 140 to 1762 and encodes 540 amino acids. NCBI's taxonomy places the organism in Eukaryota, Metazoa, Chordata, Aves, Accipitriformes, Accipitridae. Gene Ontology annotation, cellular component: dystrophin-associated glycoprotein complex; intracellular anatomical structure. The record is from RefSeq and is a predicted model, not a curated record. Gene Ontology annotation, molecular function: protein binding; structural molecule activity.